This is a messenger RNA of Myxocyprinus asiaticus (Chinese sucker), 1350 nucleotides long. RefSeq names its product UPF0461 protein C5orf24 homolog. NCBI's taxonomy places the organism in Eukaryota, Metazoa, Chordata, Actinopteri, Cypriniformes, Catostomidae. The transcript is spliced from 2 exons. The record is from RefSeq and is a predicted model, not a curated record. Bases 217 to 819 code for a protein of 200 amino acids.
AUGGCCGCUUUUCAGCUUUAAACCUCAGCGGUUCAGGGGAAAAUAAUUAUUCCACAAUCCACUAUUAAUACGAUCCUUUAGGAAGGAAAUCACGUGCGGUUUAAUAUGGCUAUAUUCCUGCGUAAAUAACAUUAUGCUUUUGGUUUCAAGGAUGGAAAAUAUAUCUGUUUCAUAUUUAACCCUUUGCAUUCCGUGAUCCGCGUUCCAGAUGAGAAAAUGAUGCACCAAGUAGCCAGCAACAGCAAUGACUACGGUCUGGGUAGCAUUGGGGAUGAUGGGCAACACCCGGCCAGUCACUUUGAGUUGUGCAGCUCACAAUCCAAUAAAUUUUACCCCUCUGCCCCACCUCCCUCGCUUCAACUGCCACUCCCAAACUUGCCCCCCUUGCCACAGGGCCUGAUCAAGCCCAUGUCUUGCCAGAUGAAAGACUCCCAAAAUCAAUUUCACUCCCAAACCGUUCGAAUGAGGGGUGCCGAGGUACCAGAGGGCUCCAAGAAAAAGAAAGGCCCCGGAAAGUCCGGACGUCGAGGCAGGCCCUCGGGUACCACUAAGUCUGCUGGCUACAGGACAAGUACAGGACGACCACCCGGGACCACCAGAGCAGCGGGUUUUAAAACCAGCCCAGGAAGGCCACUGGGCACCACCAAAGCCGCAGGCUACAAGGUGAGCCCAGGUAGGCCCCCAGGCAGCAUCAAGACUCUGGCAAGACUAAACAAACUGGACUAUAGCGCUUGCAAUGGUGCACCAUUCCCUUACACCAUGAUGCAGAAGAGGGCCUUGUGCGAAGCCACUGUAAAGGAGAAAGACACUAAUGAGUGAAGACAGGCUGCAUGUCCAAAGUGACAGAAAGAAAAAAGUUGGAAUUUGUCAGUUUAACUCACGUGUGUACGUGCCAGUGUUAUUCAGUUGAUCCUUUUGUGCAUUGUUUUUUCAAAGACCAUUAGCAUCACCUUUCUCACUAUGUCGUAUGUUAUCCUAUUGUACAGAUGUGCAUGAUGGUAGAUUUGUGAAAUAAAGUUACAGUACUGAAACAGAUAUUAAUCUUUUUGGUCCUUAGAAUUUGCUCUCGUGAGAUGUAGAAAGGACUAAAUGUGUGUUGUUAUACAUUGAUUCUUUUACUUAAUGCUUUUGAUGUAAAGUUAAUGCUUGAAAUACACAUGGCCUGUUUCACUCCAGAUUUUAGGACACAGCAUUUUUACCUUGUUCAACUGAUGUGUAUGUGAAAGUGCUAUGUUUGUAAUGUCCUAUUAGUAUAUUUGCCUCUUUUUUGUUGUUGUUGUAUUUAUGAAUUGUCUGGUGCCCUUUGAGGAUAAUGUGGAUUUUUGAUUAAAAAGAAAAUCAAUUCUCUUA